Molecule: messenger RNA, 3939 nt
Organism: Harmonia axyridis
Lineage: Eukaryota; Metazoa; Arthropoda; Insecta; Coleoptera; Coccinellidae
Gene: sty
Product: protein sprouty
Exons: 3
Coding region: 611-1363 (250 amino acids)
Biological process (GO): negative regulation of MAP kinase activity; multicellular organism development; negative regulation of Ras protein signal transduction
Cellular component (GO): cytosol; membrane
Source: RefSeq, a predicted model, not a curated record
AUACCCAAAGCCGCGGUGCGGAGCAUCGAACUAAAUGACAGUGAGGCGAGGUUCGCGCACGCGCACCCAGCAAAUCAAAGCAAGUAGCUUCCACAGAUUAAUCAAGGUUUCGUACCAGUAAAGCGUCCAGCGGUAACUUUUAAGUGUUUAAUUGUGCUGUGUUUUCGACGUUUUCCGAGUGCCAAACAGGGAUGUAGGGAUCAGACAAGGUCGUUUUUCGGGUUUUCGGUCCGGCGAUCCAUUCAGAAUAAGGCCGGCAAAGGUCGCGUGAAGGAUUGACCUAAAGUCAUGGCCGACGACGAACAGUGCUCCUACUUUGUGCGCAACAGGCUCUAGGUCAGGUAUCUCUUGUGCUACACACACCCCCUUCGUUCGAGUGCAAAGUGUACCCUUUUCACCCCCAGUCUUGUGCCGAUCGAAAGCUCGGCGGAUUCCGCCGACAAACGCAUGCAUACUAGCUGAGACAACCUACAAAACUGGACAACCAAAACCGAUUGCAGUGUAAAAAGAUCAAAAUCUACAAGUUCGGCCAGAACCAGCAAUGUGAUGAAGCUGGAGAGGACGAUGACGGACCAAAACGAAGCCUGGAUCGGCCCUUAGGAACGGCCUCAUGGAUAGCCAUGGAGGCCAAUCCAUGCCGCGCGCGCACCGACCUCGGGCGCCAAUGAUGAGCACCCCAGUGCCAUUGACAGCACCCCUAGGUCCGCUGCGGCCACCACCGCCAGUCACCCUGACUGCACCACGUCCCGAUAAUGAACGAGUCACCAACGAGUACGUCGAGACCCCCUUCAGAGCUACGCCCCCAAGUCCGCCUCCCACGCCACCGAGGGCGCCAAGGCCCAGACGCCUGGACAUACCGCCGCCACUGCCGCCGAUCACGAAGCAGCCGCCCACCAGCCUCAGCUUCCAGAAGGAACGGGCGGAGCAGUGCAUGCAAAGUACUUCAAUUAUAUGUUCGGAGUGCGGCCGGUGUCGGUGCGCAAGCUGCCAAAGACCUAGACCAUUGCCGGAGAAGUGGGUAUGCGGGAACUGUCUGGUGUCAGCGGACACCAUCAUCGACUACACCUCGUGCCUGUGUUGUGUCAAAGGACUGUUCUAUCAUUGUUCAGAGACGGACGGUGGUGCCGGCGACUCUUGUGCGGACAAUCCCUGCGGUUGUGGACCCAACAAAAGGGCGGCCAGAUGGGGCUGUCUUGGUGCACUCGCGUGCGUCCUACCCUGCUUGUGGCUCUACUGGCCUCUGCGAGGUUGUAAACGGGUUGUGGAGGUCUGUUACGCGCAACAUUCGAGGUCGGGCUGUCGGUGCCAACCCACCGUGCCCACGCCGGAGAAGAGGCUCUUGGACUCCAGUCCCGACCUCUAGAACAACGUGGCUUAGACCCACCAGGAACUGAGCGGUGCAUCUCCAACCCGCCCCCUCUCCGACACUGUCCCAUCCGAUCGGAUAGGCCUGUGUCGCGACUGCCUAAUGAGUACCUAUACUACUAUACUUUAUACAUUAUUAAUUUAUUUUUGUAAAUAUCUAGGUAUACCUAUUUUAACUUGUCUAAAUGAAAGAUAUUCCGUGCUUGUUAAGGGUGUCUCCAGCGGUAGAUGUAGAAGAUCGAAGUUUUAGGCUCAACGGCACCUCCAACGACUUCCAUUCCACCCAAUCGACGAACUUAACUUCUUCAACACCGUCGUUGGAGGUUGUCGACGAGUCAUCUUCGAUCGCGAAUCGCAGGAAGUCAGUUGUAUGUAAUAUAUCGUUGGAGGCAUCAGACUUCCAGUAUUAUCUAGUCCUGUGCGCUGACUGUGUCGCUUCCAUCUAGGGCCGGUGUAUGAUCCAUACAGCUGUCCUGUUAACACCUCCCACUAAGACUAUGGACCACCAGAACAACCUCCAUCAUCAUUUUCGAUGAUGCAGCUUCAGCCAAAUCACCUCUUCAUGUCAAGGCUCUUUUGUCUGCCCUUAUCAUCUCUUCUUGUGUCUCUCUUACUGAGCAGCGUAAACAUCAUUCAAUAUCUGAUUGAGAAUGGGCUUUAGACCCUUCGCACCUUGUCCAAAAUUGCAAAUUCAGGUCUUAAAGAAGACGAGUACAAAUUUUCGACACGAAGAGUUGAUUUGCAGCUGCUGCAUUACUCUGAGUCCAUCGUUUUAGUGAGAUGUGACGUCCACAGCCCUGUAUAUACUUUAAUAUAUAUAUUUAUGUUAACCGGCAGCCUCAAUCAGUCAAAACCUGGUGGCAUCCGACGUUGUAAGCCUUCCGGUAAUUGGGAUGUGGCUAUUUUCGAAGCAGAGUGUGCUAGAGUGCCUGUAUGAAUGUUUAUACCACCUCGAUACUCUCCAAUGAGCGUCGCUGUUUAAACUGAAGGUACACAGUCGGAUAUUUUGCCUCGUGAACGAAAUUAUACUAAUCUGAUGUAUUCUUUACUUAAUCAUUCCAGAAUGUGAAUUUUUGCUUAGAUAGUCGAAGUAGUUACAUAGAUGAAAUCAGGUUAGAACGCGCAACACUUUCGUAAGACUCUAAACCUACGGUCAAAUUAUUUCGUGGUGUGGAAAGUAGACCCUUACGCAUCGCGACAAAAAUCAAGAAGCUUAAUCUCGGUGACCAUGUUGGAACAUGAUUCAGAGAUGCUUUGGUUGGAUAUUAACAUUGAUCAAUUAUAAAGCCGUCCAGUAUUCGAACGGAGAAGUAAAUUAGCUGUUAUGAAUUACCUAUCUUAGAGAAGGGUGUGAUAAUUGAAGUGAAAAAUGAUCGUGCCUUGUAAAUUGAUCGGAUAUAUUUUUUGAAAGUGAAUAAAAUUGUAAUACUAAACGCCGCGUGGUAGAGAAGCUUCUGGAGAGUAUCGAGGUUAAUUUCCAUUUUAUAAAAAGGUCCGAGGAUAGGCUGUUCUAUGUACAAUACAUCUAAUACACAACUCACAAAUAACGCAUAUAUAAAUAUUUUUACAAAAUGUCUAUUCAGUAUGCGAAAGAGUUCAUUGUUAGAGCGUAGCUUCGCGAUUCGAAAUAACUGUUAUAGACUACCCAGACGUUCAGACUUGAAUUUGUUUGAAAUUAUUUUGUAUUAAAAAGUCAACGGCUGACUGUGAUAAAGGGAUAAAGAUAAGCUAUGCUUUAUCAAAGAACUCUUUAUUCGCAUAAUCGUUCAUGAAACCAUACAUACAUUAGAGGAGUUAUCUCGACAGCUAUUCGAUGUAGAUACAAGAUGAAUAUAUAUGAAAUUUUCAACAGUUAGAACAUGUUAUUCCAAAUGUAUUAGUCUCAAGAGCUUUUCAAAUAUCAGACUUUUAAAAGCAAUGUUACUUUAUGUUUUAUCUUUUCUUAUCUAACCAUUUUCAAUGUUAGAAUUUUCAUGUUUAACGAAUAUCAUCAAUGUUUAUUACAUAAUCUUUAAUACUUAGUGGUAAUUAGUGCUGACUAUUUAUAUUCUACGAUCAUUUUCGAUUGAUAACUCUCGAGUUGUGUGUUGGUCCUUAAAAGUAGAAAAGUUCCAAUAUUUUUUUAUUACGUGUACCUUAUGUUUUUAAAAUGGUUGUGUUCAUAGGCGUCCAUCGAGAACAGUUUUAUUUGAAAAUGUAUUUCACCAUUCAUUCCAAUGUUGUUUUUAUCCCGUUGAAAUUGAUUUCGAUUGAACAAACGUUCUACAUUAGUUCUUUUUGUGAUAUUUCGAUUUUUUUUUUUUUGUUACUUUCGGUGGGUGCCUUUUGGAGCCUAUAUGUGAAAUUUUGCAUGGAAUAGAAAUUCUCAAUCGUUCUAGUGUAAUUCGUUCCAGGUAUGUUAUUCGAUUGGAAUUCCUGAUUCCGUUGAAUAUUUUAUUAUGAUGUUCAGAAAAGGAGGGCAAUACUCUCACAGGAUGUGCCAAACCGGCGCAAGAUCUUUAUAAAACUUGUAUACUUGUAUAUAUAAAAUUGUAAUAUUAUCUAAUGUUAAUAACAAGUCAAUGUUAAACAUUA